This is a messenger RNA of Miscanthus lutarioriparius, 861 nucleotides long. NCBI's taxonomy places the organism in Eukaryota, Viridiplantae, Streptophyta, Magnoliopsida, Poales, Poaceae. The record is from the annotation of a GenBank genome assembly.
AUGACGGAUCAAGAGGUGCCUGUCCUGGUCGAGGAUUUGGCCAACAACGAAAACCUAGGGCAUGUUACAGCGGCUGCGCGGGUGAGGCCGGCCAUCCCUAUGGCAUGUUGCGGCGGCGCGGGUGAGGACGCCGAAACGGAUCUGCGUGGCCGGCUCCAGCUUUGUGAAGUGACUGGUCCGGUGCUUGCGUUUGCCUGCGAGCUCACCAUCUGGUCGCCCUCCCAGAACAGCAUCGCCCAUCGGGAGCUCUCCCGGAACCAAGACCGCACGAAGAACACUAGGCCGUCGUUUCGUCCUCGCCGCCGCCAUGGCCGCCAUCACGUCAUCGCCUCCGCGCGCGGCACAGCAGCGGGCUUUCCACUCGUCAGCGAACUCGCGGUUGACGCGCGCCCACAGCUCCGGGGUACCGGUUGUGUGCGGCGACGCGGUCCUCCUCGCUGGAGGGCAGCCGCACGUCCAGAGGCCUCGUCGAAGUCAGCCAUCCAGCCGCUGACGCCAUGGUCCAUCAUCCCGUGCAGGAACGAUGCUCUUGAACCAGGCGUGCGCCUCCGGGUUGGUGAAGUCGAGCAUCGCGACGUCGAACGCCGUGUUGGGCAUCAUGUAUGGCUCGCCGGCCUCGUCCCUCACCACUCACAGGAUGCCCAGCUUCUUGGCUUCCUCGAAUUGGUGCCUCUUUGUGUUCGGCUUCGGAUCCAUCUGAACAAGAACAUGCCAACGUUUUCAAACAAAAUUCAGAACACCAUGCACACCUGCCCUGCUCGUGCUCGGUUGCCAUUGAUACGAGAAGUGAAGUACUCUGCGCUCUUAGAUCUUUCUCUCUACUCUGCACUCCUAGACUGCUCGUGCUCUGGGUGCCGAUAA